This is a messenger RNA of Ictidomys tridecemlineatus (thirteen-lined ground squirrel), 4640 nucleotides long. It is a transcript of the gene Fam107a, whose product is annotated as family with sequence similarity 107 member A. Gene Ontology annotation, biological process: actin filament polymerization; regulation of actin cytoskeleton organization; actin filament bundle assembly. Lineage: Eukaryota; Metazoa; Chordata; Mammalia; Rodentia; Sciuridae. The record is from RefSeq and is a predicted model, not a curated record. Gene Ontology annotation, cellular component: synapse; neuron projection; stress fiber.
CAGGAAUGCGGAGGGGCCUCCCGGGUCGGGUCGCCCCGCGCGCAGCCUCGGGGUUAAGAACCGCCCUUGGGAGGCGGCCCUCCUCCCGCUCAGGGACUUCCCGGUGGAGCGUGGGACCUGGCGACAGCGCUCGCGAUCUGCCUUCUCCGGGACCCCGAGCAAGAAGUAAGACCACGUCUCUCCUGGUCAGUCCCCCGCGGCGGUCCGGCUGGGUGCCCUCCUGGGAGGGAGGAGCCUCAAUGUACUCAGAGAUCCAGAGGGAGCGGGCAGACAUUGGGGGCCUAAUGGCCCGGCCAGAGUACAGAGAGUGGAACCCAGAGCUCAUCAAGCCCAAAAAGCUGUUGAACCCCGUGAAGGCCUCCCGGAGCCACCAGGAGCUGCACCGUGAGCUGCUCAUGAACCACAGAAGGGGCCUGGGCGUGGACAGUAAGCCAGAGCUGCAGCGUGUCCUGGAGCAUCGCCGCCGCAACCAGCUCAUCAAGAAGAAGAAGGAGGAGCUGGAGGCCAAGCGGCUUCAGUGCCCCUUUGAGCAGGAGCUGCUGAGACGGCAGCAGAGGCUGAACCAGCUGGAAAAACCACCAGAAAAGGAAGAGGAACAUGCCCCUGAGUUUAUCAAAGUCCGGGAAAACCUGCGGAGAAUCGCCACGCUGGGCAGUGAGGAGAGGGCGCUGUAGAGUGGCCGCUGGGCACGGCCCGCCCUGCGCUCCCUGGCCCAGGCUCCUCCAGCCCCCUGCACCUGGCUGCCCUGGGCUGUCCUCGGUGUUCACACCUGCUCCCGUAGAAAUGUGUCCCCCCAGGGGGCCUGGCUCACCCUGGGAAGCUGGGGACCCCGAGCUCCCACACUCUUCCUUCCGAGCGUCCAUGUCUCCUGCCCCAAGAGGAAUUCACUGCCAGGAAAACCUUCUCCAAGGGACCCCUCCCUGAUCCUGAGCCCUGCCCAGGAAACUACCCUGGCAGAAUUGGAAAAGAAGGACAGGUCCCCUCUGUGUCCUGCCAAGUCCUCCAUUCUGCCCAGGACUGUCCACCGGGAGACUCCAGGGCCCCAUGGGGCCCUGCCUCUCAGAGCAGCCCAGCUCCUAGGCCCAGAAAAUUCUGGCUGCGGUUUUACCUGAGGUCAGGUGAGGAGCCGAUAAGCAGAGCUUAGCCUGGGGAACGCCUGCUUUGGAAGCCACUGAGCAGAGAAAGGCUAAUCUGUCCACAAUGAGCGAGGUCCCCAGGAGGUCAGAUGGUGAGGGGGGGAAGGGUACUAACCCAGACAGCCUUUUAGGGUUUGCAGGCUCUGACCCAUGCCCUGCUUGUUCCUCCUCCACGGCCCACCCUACCUGGGCCUUGGAACCACACCUGGCAGGGAUACAGCAUUCCCGGUCCCAGUUUAGAAAAGCGCUUCGCAAAAUUUACUGUGCAUACUAAUCACUGGGGAUCUCCUUUAAACACAGCUGCUGGGACUGGGUGCAGUGGCACAUGCCUGUGAUCCCAGAGGCUCUGGAGGCUGAGGCAGGAGGAUUGCCAGCCUUAGCAGCUUAGCAAGGCCCUGAGCAACCCAGUGAGACCCUGUCUCAAAAUAAAAAAUAAAAAGGGCUGAGGAUGUGGCUCAGUGGUUAAAUACCCCUGGGUUCAAUUCCCAAUACCCACCCCACCAAAAAAAUUUUAAAAAACAGUUUCCGACUCCAUAGAUCUGGGCAGGGGCUUAGAUUCUACAUGGGUAACAAGCUCCCGUUGAGGCUGAGACUGCUGGUUUGAGGACCACCCUGAGCAAAACUGGAGGGUGCAGGGAGGUGCUCAGUGGUUCAGAUCAGAAACACCAUUCAACUCCCAUGAACCUCUGCCCUGGGGGUUCCCAAGGCCACCUCUGCAGCCCAAGGACUCUUGGUUCCUUAUCCAGCCCACCUGCAGGGACUCCUGGCCCGGGAAGACUUUGGUUUCACAAAUUCUGUUCGUCACAGUGACUGCUUUGUACACCAGAGCUGCGUAUUAUUGCCAACUGUGUGUUCCUUACCCUUUUGACCACACCAUUGCGCAAUUCUCACCAAAAAAAAAAAAAAAAAAACCAACAAUGUUACCUUCUCUACAACAAUGGGGAAAGCAAACAUACCGAGAUCUCCCCCAGGCUCCUCAAGGUACAAAAGGUAGCUUCAAGACCCCACUGCCACAUCUGUGGCCUGGCCUCCUCAGCCACCCUUUCCAGGCUGUCAUGUGAAGAGACCUCCCCCACCUGCAGCCCCUCCAGGAAGUUCCCCCACUCUCCUUCCCCGAGGAUCCCUUCCUGGAUGAGACCCAGAUAUUCUAACCUUUUUUUCCAUUGAAGUUUUAAAGACUUGGAGAACAAACCAGGCUUGUUUGUUUUCCCUUGAAGAAUAAAAUCCCUGCCUCGGGCUUUCUAAGCCCUUCAUUGGAGGUGACAGAGAUGGGUUAGAAAAUAAACCCUCUGGCUCCACAAGAGCUGCCCUUGGGCCACCCUCUGACAGCUUGAAGCCAAGGUGGACCUUCGGGAGGAAAGGGUUUAUCCUGGUCGGGUUUCUUUUAAGUCACACAUGACACCAGAGUGCAUUCUGACCUACCACACAUACAUGGAGUCUAGCUUCCCAUUCUUGUGGUUGGACGCGAUGUGGUGUUUCCCUGGUCGUGUGUUCAUAGAGGAACAUGGAAAGUUCAGUCCCAUUCACUCCACUGUCUUUCCAGUUCCCACCCACCAUCCCCCAUCCUGGUCUUAACCCUAACUGGGUGGCUUGAGGGUGACUGAGAUGCCGUCCUUCUCCUGUGGGUGGGCCGGCAUAGGGUGUAAGGAUAGGUACGCCACCUGUGUGUGCGCGCAGGUGCAUCAGCCAAGCUUUAAAAAUGUCCCUGAGCGUGACUGUCCUGAUAAGAAUGUGGCAAAGUUAUGCUAAGUGUCUGCUGGGUGAGACUGAAGAUGCAUGAUUCCUACACAAAGGCCACCAGUUCCCGGAAGAAGUCACCUUCAGGGGUCAGCAUGCCAUUCAAACAUGCAAACGAGAAGCAAGAUAGAGUGUUCCAGAUUGAGUAGGACCACCCAAGGGAGCGCCCGAGGUUCCACCCGGUGGUGCCUAGAGGUGCUUCUGGAAGAGGAAGCCCCGAAACAGAAGGAUCCUCAAGCACCGUGUCAUUCAGGAGAGCCCCAGCAGACACCCUCGGUGUACUCCCCACUGGUCAGUCCCAACUCCGUCUCUCUAUCGCCUUCCACCAAGGAGGCUAUAAUUCCAGAUUCUCACUGUUCUAGUCUUCUUUGCAGUUUGGGGUGACGCUGUGACCGAGUAUGGCUAAUGGCAUUUAAAUGGAAGUCUACAGGAGCUUCUGGGAAAGCUUACGCUUUUCUGAUCACAAGAGGCAUAGCGAAUUCCACGGCGCCCAGCUGGGUUCUCUUUUUCUAGACCUUUUCAUUUAGGCCCCGGGCACCAGUCUGAGAGCUGGAACUUGGACAUCACUAAUGCAGUAAAUAUUUGUUGAAUGCCCAUUCCGUGCCAGGAAGCAUACUAGGGGCACGCUGGGCACAGUGGAGAGAAAGUGCCUGUCCUUCACCUGGAUUAUGGCUCUCCCUGCUACAGCCUUUGCCUCUACUGCCUGUUCUCAACAGAGCAGCCAAAAUGACCCUGUUCAAUUUUAGGCAGAUCUUACCACUAUGCACAGAGCUGACCAUCAGGAUCCAGUCCUUCCUGCAAUCUCAAGGGUCCUAUGUGUCAGGCUCCUUCUUAACCUCUGACCUUCUUCCCCCAUUCUCCCCCUCACUCACGUAGCUCUGGCUGCCCUGGCCUCCCCACACUCUCCAGGUGCACCCCACCUCUGUGUCUUUUCCUGGGCCGGGAAGAUCCUUCCCCUUGGGAGCCACCGGGUCCACUCCCUUAUUUUCUUCAGGUUUUUUUGUUUUGGGGGUUUUUUUGGGGUUUUUUGUUUUGUUUUGUUUUGUUUUGGAUGCUUCUUUCUAAACAAGGCCCCAUGUAAAAUGUCAACAUUGCUGGAUGUGGUAGUGCACACCUGACCUGUAAUCCUAGUGACUCCGGAGGCUGAGGCAGGAGGAUCAUGAGUUCAAGGCCAGCCUCAGCAACUUACCAAAGCCCUAAGCCACUUAGAAAGACCCUGUCUCAAAACAAAAGUUAAAAGGUGUUAGGAUGUGGCUCAGUGGUUAAGAGUGCCCCUGGGUUCAAUCUCUGGUACAAAAAAAUAAAAAAUAAAAAUAAAAUGUCAACACCUACACACUUCCUAUUGAAGGAGUCAAAGACCUGUCAUUUCAAUAUGUCAAAUUGGCAUAGGAAACUGUAAUAAUUGAGCAACUAUAACUUCAGAAAGGGAUUCUUGUCUUUUUCUAUGUAAAGCCAUGAAGGUUCCCCUACCAAGGCAGGAAAAGGGCCUCAAUCAGCAGAGCCUGGUAGCUGGGGUUUCUGUGAACCUGCAUAAACACAUUGGUUGAAGUAACUGCCAUCUUCCACUGACUUAUGGGUCCCCAUUUAUAUCUUGGUGUCAGCCUGGAAUCACUACCCUCAUCCUGAAACCCACUUGUCCCGUUAUUCCUUUACAAAUGUAUUGUUCUUUGACUAAAAAAUGUAUAAAAGCAUCAUGCAUUCAUCAUUUCUCGGACUUCACACUUGUAAAGAUCCUCAUGUAAAUUUAAUAAAAUUAAAUCAACCAGC